AGUUUUGAGCGAUAGACGGCGUGUUCCGUCCGGCCUGCGCUCCUGGGAGGGGGAGAAUGAGCCGGGGCGAAAGACCGUGUCAGGGAAGAGUCCUAAAUGCACGGUGGCUCUGUAGUGCAGCCGAGACGUUCACUCGUGUUUUAGGACAGAAACAACUUGCUUUUAACUGUGCACUUUCCGUACCAAGGAAAUAACCACGCCGAGUCUGUGGCAAAACGACUGCUUCUGUCCCGGAAGAUAGGGUUUUGGUUUUAUUAUUUUAAAAUCUGUUUUAUUUUCAAGAGGAGCUGUAGACCGACAAACCCGAACCUGACAGCUCGAAGAUAUUCUCUGAUCGAGGACGUAGCCACCAGUUAGCUUCCUAACUCGCUUCGCGUUUUUUCACCUAAAUGGGAAGCUGAAGCCAUAUAAUUUAUAUACGCAGCGUGACAUCCUCUGGCCGUCCUCUGAUGCUCUUUGUCUGAAGCCCCGGCAUCUCUCUUUCCCCGGUGCAUAUUUCCGCGGAAGGGGAACCUGGAUUAGACGGGGUUGUGCUUCUGCGCUACAGUGAGGUUAGCUAUGUUUUAUCCGCGAUAGACAUUGUGAUAUCUGCAUACCACGGUGCGCCGGGAUUACAGACGGCUGGACGACACCAACAUUACAGGCUAAGGACUACUUCAACUUUCGGUCCUGGGAACAGCGGAAGAUUUCGGGAACGCCGUGGAACACGUGCUUGCCGGCCGAUCCUCGGAACACUGCAGAUGACAUGGUCGCUGGCACUAUGAUGUUUGGUCGAUGAGAUCACCACCGGUGGCUUGAGGCGCCUGGGCUCGAUCCCUCCCGCUGGAUUCCCUCUGAAAGCGGCUGACAGAGCCCCCCCAUCACCCCCGCCCCCCACCCCCUCAGCUCAACAUGCUGAUCAAGGAGUACCGCAUCCCCAUGCCCAUGAGCGUGGAGGAGUACCGCAUCGCCCAGCUCUACAUGAUACAGAAGAAGAGCCGGGAGGAGACGUGCGGGGAGGGCAGCGGCGUGGAGAUCCUGGAGAACCGGCCGUACACAGACGGGCCGGGCGGGGCGGGGCAGUACACACACAAGGUGUACCACAUCGGCAUGCACAUCCCCAGCUGGUUCCGCUCCAUCCUGCCCAAAGCUGCCCUGCGCGUGGAGGAGGAGUCCUGGAACGCCUACCCCUACACCCGCACACGGUACACCUGCCCCUUCGUGGAGAAGUUCUCCAUCGACAUCGAGACGUACUACAAGCCUGACACGGGGAACCAGGUGGACGUCUUCAACUUGUCGACUGCCGACCGCAGGCAGAGGACGCUAGACCCCAUCGACAUCGUCAAGGACCCCAUCGCCCCCCAUGAGUACCUGGCGGAGGAAGACCCCAAACUCUACAGGUCUGAGAAGACCAAGCGGGGACCUCUGACGGACGACUGGAUCCAGGACUUCGAGGCUGACCCGGGGAAGGUGCCCAUCAUGUGCGCCUACAAGCUGUGCAAGGUGGAGUUCCGCUACUGGGGCAUGCAGUCCAAGAUCGAGCGCUUCAUCCACGACGUCGGCCUGAGGAAGGUGAUGGUGCGGGCUCACAGGCAGGCCUGGUGCUGGCAGGAUGAGUGGUACGGGCUGACCAUGGAGGACAUCCGGCAGCUGGAGCUGGAGACCCAGCUGACGCUGGCCAAGAAGAUGGCCCAGUUCAGCUGCCCCGAGGAGGGCGGCGAGCCCAACGGAGCGGCCCCCGCCCCCCUGGACCAGGAGCAGGACCACAAGGAGGCGCUGGGCCCCAUGGAGGAGGAGCCACCCGCCAACCCACUGCAGAGCCGCGCAGAGCUCACCAAGCAGUGGUCCACCUCCUCCCGCUCCUCCCGCUCCUCCAAGAGAGGAGGGAGCCCCUCCCGCCACAGCAUUUCGGAGUGGCGCAUGCAGAGCAUCGCGCGGGACUCAGAUGACAGCACGGACGACGAGUUCUUCGACGCACACGAGGACCUGUCUGACAAUGAGGAGAUCUUCCCCAAGGAGAUCACCAAGUGGAGCUCCAACGACCUCAUGGACAAGAUCGAGGCGGGCGAAGGAUCCCAGGGAGACCUGUACCAGGAAGCAGGUGGGGAGUACACAGUGACGGCCAGCGGGGAGGGACUCAGCGAGGACGGCUCCUCCCAGGAGCCUUUGCAGCCGUCGAAGAUCCACGUGCUGAUCCUGGUCCUGCAUGGGGGGAACAUCCUGGACUCGGGGGGCGGGGAGCAGAGCAGCAAGCAGGGCGAUGUGAACACCAUCAGCACGGCGUUCGAGACCGUCAUGCGCCUGCACUACCCCGCAGCGCUCGGCCGAAUCGCCAUCCGCCUCGUGCCCUGCCCUGCCAUCUGCGCCGAGCCCUUCUCCCUGGUGUCCAAUCUCAGUCCGUACAGCUAUGAUGAGGGCUGUCUCUCCAGCAGUCAGGACCAUAUCCCUCUGGCGGCCCUGCCCCUGCUCGCCACCUCCUCCCCACUCUACCUGGAAACCGUGGCAACUGUCAUCGCCCGCGCCAACCAGGUGUACGGCGACUUCAUCAAGUCCCUGGAGGGUGCUGCCUUCUCAGGACAGGUGUGUCUGAUAGGCGACUGCGUGGGCGGGAUCCUGGGCUUCGACGCUCUGAGCAGCAGCCAGCCGGUGUGUGAGAGCCCCAACAGCAGCCGCAGGGGGAGCCUGGCCAGCACACAUGACAGUGAGCUCCUCUCCCCGGGGAUCAUGAUAAACUGUUCCCCUCUGGAGGGCAGCCGACACCUGAGCCGCAGUAACAUUGACAUCCCUCGCUGCGGGGCGGCGGACGACCGGAAACAGCUGCCCCGCAAACGCAGCGACUCCUCCACGUACGAGCUGGACACCAUCAAACAGCACCAGGCAUUCCUGUCCAGCCUGCACUCCAGUGUCCUGCGGAACGAUCCGGGCUCUCGGCGGUCCAGCAGCAGCACCAUGCUGGAGGGCGUGGCCCUGGGGAAGCUGGAUUUCGAGGUGUCCGACUUCUUCCUGUUUGGCUCGCCGCUGGGCCUGGUCCUCGCACUGAGGAAGACUGUUAUCCCAACGCUGGACGUGGCCCAGCUGCGUCCUGCGUGCCAGCAGGUGUAUAACCUGUUCCACCCAGCCGACCCCUCGGCCUGCCGCCUGGAGCCCCUCCUGGAGAAGAAGUUCCACCUGCUGGCGCCCUUCAGCGUGCCCCGCUACCAGCGCUUCCCUCUGGGGGACGGCAACUCCGCCCUGCUGGUGGAGACGGUCCAGAACAACCCCCAGCUCAUGUGGGAGUGUGGGCUGUCCCUCCCCCUGCGCUACCAGGAGGGCGUCUGCGAGACCUCCAUCCCCGUCCCGGUCCUAAACUGGCAGGCCGUUCCCCCCCCAGCGGGGGCUGAGUCGGACGUGAUUCAGUCUCACGGCGGCGUUUUUGCGGACAGCUCGUUCCCCUCCUCGCCCGUCAGCGCCUCCUCCCUGCCCCGCGCGGCGCGGAGGGCCAGCGAGGCCAGCAUCGCCAGCCAGGUCUCCGGCAUGGCCGACACCUACACCGUCUCCAACAUCGCCAACACCCAAACAUGCCAACUUAACCAUUCCAAAAAACUAAGCCUCCUGUCGCAGUUGGCCCUCCCCUACAGUAAGGCUUCCCUUCGAAGCCCCUCCCCUAAGUCCCGCCGGAAAGCCGCGGUGAGCAGCGAUUGGCUGGACGAGGAGAGGGAGGCGGGCUGCUUGGAUCAGAUAGAAAAGAGCAGCUCGGUGGGCUCAGAUUUCGGGGUGGACCUCAUCUCCAGCCCGCCGUCGCCAGACCUCCAGCUGGAUGCGGAGCAAGUUGCGGCUCGUUGGUGGGGCACCAAACGCAUGGACUUUGCCCUGUACUGCCCCGACGCCCUGACGGCCUUCCCCACCGUGGCCCUGCCCCACCUCUUCCACGCCUCCUACUGGGAGUCCACUGAUGUGGUGUCCUUCCUGCUGCGACAGGUGAUGAGGCAUGAGAACCAGAGUAUCCUGGAGCUAGACGGGAAGGAGGUGUCGGAGUUCACCCCCUCCAAACCGCGCGAGAAGUGGCUGAGGAAGAGGACUCAUGUCAAGAUCAGGAACGUGACAGCCAAUCACCGGGUGAACGACGCGGUGUUUACGGAGGACGGGCCUCAGGUGGUGGUGGGACGCUUCAUGUACGGGCCGCUGGACAUGGUCACCCUCACCGGGGAGAAGGUGGAUGUGCACAUCAUGACCCAGCCCCCCUCGGGCGAGUGGUUGUACUUCGACACGGAGCUGACCAAUAGCAGCGGCCGAAUCUCCUACUCCAUCCCAGAGGACAAACGGCUGGGCAUCGGGGUAUACCCGGUCAAGCUCGUGGUCAGGGGAGACCACACCUUUGCGGACAGCUACCUGACGGUGUUGCCGCGGGCGACAGAGUUUGUGGUGUUCAGUAUUGAUGGCUCGUUCGCUGCCAGCGUGUCCAUCAUGGGGAGCGACCCGAAAGUCCGGGCCGGGGCAGUGGAUGUGGUCAGGCACUGGCAGGAUUUGGGCUAUCUGAUCGUGUACGUGACGGGCCGCCCGGACAUGCAGAAGCAGCGCGUGGUGGCCUGGCUCUCCCAGCACAACUUCCCCCACGGGAUCGUGUCCUUCUGCGACGGCCUGGUGCACGACCCUCUCAGGCACAAGGGCAACUUCCUGAAGAACCUCAUCAACGAGGCACACAUGAAGAUUUUCGCGGCGUACGGGUCCAGCAAGGACAUCUCAGUGUACUCCUCCAUCGGCCUGCCCCCCUCCCAAAUCUACAUCGUGGGCCGGCCCACCAAGAAGCUGCAGCACCAGUGCCAGUUCAUCACAGACGGGUAUGCGUCCCACCUCUCCCAGCUGGAGUACGCUCACCGCUCCGGCCCGGCUAAGAGCAGCAGCGGGCGCAUGGUGCUGCGCAAGGGCAGCUUCGCCAACGCCGACUUCCUGCGCAAGCGCAACCACCUGCUGCGCACCAUCUCCUCCCAGCCGGGCCCCACGUCCCCCACCGCGGGCCCGGCCCCGCACGGGGGCCCCGCCCCGCACGGGGGCCCCGCCCCGCAGGGCGGCCACGCCCGGCCCGAGCGCACGCAGAGCCAGUCGGAGAGCGAGCGGGAGCGCGUGGAGCGCUGCCAGCGCAGCAUGAGCAUCGCCACGGGCUGCUGGGGCCGCACCGGCAGCACCAAGCUGGAGCCCGGGGCCUUCGCCCCCGCGCCCAAAUAGGGCCCCACGCAGCCCCGACAGGGCCCCACACGGCCCCGACAGGGCCCCACACCACACAGCCCGAAUAGAGCCCCACACAGCCCGAAUAGAGCCCCACACAGCCCCGACAGGGCCCCACACAGCCCCGACAGGGCCCCACACAGCCCGAAUAGAGCCCCACACAGCCCCGACAGGGCCCCACACAGCCCAAACAGGGCCCCACACAGCCCCAACAGG
This is a messenger RNA of Conger conger (European conger), 5397 nucleotides long. RefSeq names its product membrane-associated phosphatidylinositol transfer protein 2-like. Lineage: Eukaryota; Metazoa; Chordata; Actinopteri; Anguilliformes; Congridae. The record is from RefSeq and is a predicted model, not a curated record. Gene Ontology annotation, biological process: phospholipid transport. Gene Ontology annotation, molecular function: metal ion binding; phosphatidylinositol transfer activity; phosphatidylcholine intramembrane carrier activity. Bases 892 to 5181 code for a protein of 1429 amino acids. Gene Ontology annotation, cellular component: cytoplasm. The transcript has 27 exons.